UCCAAGUCCAAUCCACGACCAUGGCGACCAAGCAGAGCCUCCUCGCUGCCUCCGCCGCGUGCAUCUCCCUCCUCCUCCUCCUCACGUUGGCAUCCUCCCUCACCGCCUUCGAAUUCUGCGAUAAGGGCAAGGACUACCCGGUGAGGGUGAGCGGCGUAAAGAUGGUGCCGGAUCUAGUCAUCGGCGGCGAGCCAAACUUCUUCACCAUCUACGCUUCCACCAAUAAAACCAUCACUCAGGGGAAGCUGGUUAGUGCUAUUACGUGUGGGUCCUUCCAUGUUCACUCUGAAGCGGAAGACAUCUGUACACUGACCUCCUGCCCCGCAACUGCUGACUUCGAGGUUACUCACCAGCUAGACAUGCCAUCAACCGACCCAAAU
This is a messenger RNA of Triticum dicoccoides, 380 nucleotides long. RefSeq names its product MD-2-related lipid-recognition protein ROSY1-like. Gene Ontology annotation, molecular function: sterol binding. The record is from RefSeq and is a predicted model, not a curated record. Lineage: Eukaryota; Viridiplantae; Streptophyta; Magnoliopsida; Poales; Poaceae. The transcript is spliced from 3 exons. The annotation marks the transcript as partial. Gene Ontology annotation, biological process: sterol transport.